CUCAUACUUCUCACAGCUCACAGCACUAUACGAUUAUUAGGUAUAUCAGCGAGUAUUAAGCUUAUAGGUAUCAGUAUUGCGACGUCUAUCAAUUAUAGUGCUUGUGCCAAGUUCGAUAAAAUAAAUAAAUUAAACAUGGGUUCCCUGACAAUAGUGGUGGGCGUUUUCGCAGUUUUCUUCAUCAUCAGCUACACUGAAGCUGCGGGCAGCUGUCCCCUGCCCUCGAAGGUGUACGGUUGCAGUCCCAAGUGCCACCAGGCCUACGACUGCAGUCACGGCAAGCAGUGCUGCCCCAACAGCUGCAACGCUAAGUCCUGUGUCGAUGUCGCGGCCUAUGGAGGAGGGAACAACGGCAAGGAUAGGCAACAAUCUGGCGGCGCAGGAGUGUAUUGUGGCAACCAGAAGUGCAGUCCAUUCGAGGUUUGCAAGCCCGACCCCAACACCAGGAAGAUGAAGUGCACUCGAGCGUAGACAUAAAUACUUACUCAUCAUCAUCAGCCUGUGGACGUCCACUGUUGGGCAUAGGCCUUGCCUAAAGAGCGCCACCACACCUGAUCCUCACCACUACUUGUACCACCAAUGCUUACUCAAUCUUUUAAUAUCAAUCCAUACGUACUGGCUACUGUACACAUACUUAAUCAUCAUCAUUCUCAACCGAUAGACGUCUACUGUUGGUCAUAGGUCUCUUGUUUGCUACGGAAUAUUAUUUUUAUCAUCUCAGUGAAGGAGCAAUGUAGAAUCAACCAAUGUCUAUGAGUCCAGGCUUUUAUUUAGUGAUGAACAGUGAGUAAGCGAAUGACCCUAUAGGACGCGUAUUGUACCUACUUAAAUAUGAAUAUCUGUUCAUUAUUAACUUCCUUGUAAUAAUUGAGUAGAAAGGUAGAGAUGUUAUUUUUAAUUUUAUCGUGUACACUUAGAACAAUAAUACUGCGCGUAGACUGGAAUAUUACAUGUAGAACUUUAUAUAUUUUUAAUAUACAGGCAUUUUUGUAAUUUUUAUUGAAUGAAAUAAAAAAUAAGAUUAUAA
Messenger RNA from Maniola jurtina (meadow brown), 1027 nucleotides. Its product is annotated as WAP, Kazal, immunoglobulin, Kunitz and NTR domain-containing protein-like. Lineage: Eukaryota; Metazoa; Arthropoda; Insecta; Lepidoptera; Nymphalidae. Gene Ontology annotation, molecular function: peptidase inhibitor activity. Bases 136 to 471 code for a protein of 111 amino acids. Gene Ontology annotation, cellular component: extracellular region. The record is from RefSeq and is a predicted model, not a curated record. The transcript has 4 exons.